Messenger RNA from Beauveria bassiana ARSEF 2860, 3486 nucleotides. Its product is annotated as UBA/TS-N domain-containing protein. Lineage: Eukaryota; Fungi; Ascomycota; Sordariomycetes; Hypocreales; Cordycipitaceae. Gene Ontology annotation, cellular component: plasma membrane; cytoplasm. The record is from RefSeq and is a predicted model, not a curated record. The transcript has 3 exons. Bases 1 to 3486 code for a protein of 1161 amino acids. Gene Ontology annotation, biological process: endosomal transport; endocytosis. Gene Ontology annotation, molecular function: calcium ion binding; protein binding.
AUGUUCUAUUAUCCAGCCGCCCCGCCAAACCUCAACUUGACUCCCGACGAGAAGAGAGUCUAUGGCCAGCUCUUCCGCCAGGCCGACACCGAUGGCGUCGGUGUCGUCACUGGCGAUGUCGCCGUCACCUUUUUCGACAAAACGCGCCUCGACUCACGUAUUCUGGGUCAAAUCUGGCAAAUCGCCGACAAGGAGAAUAGAGGCUUCCUCACGCCCACCGGCUUUGGCAUCGUCCUACGUCUCAUUGGCCAUGCUCAAGCCGGAUCCGAACCGACAAACGAGCUCGCACUACAGCCUGCCCCCAUACCGCGAUUCGAUGGCUUCGCGCUGCCUGCCGUCACCUCUCCUAUAACGGCCCAGCACUCCGGAACUCCGGCCGGUGCUCGCAUCCCCCCUCUGACGCCCGACAAGAUUACACAAUAUAGAAACCUCUUUGACCGCCAGCCUCUGCAAGCCGGUCUGCUCCCCGGAGAGCAGGCCCGCUCCAUCUUUGACCGAUCUGGCUUACCAAACGAGACUCUUGGCCGCAUAUGGGCUUUGGUCGAUACAGAACAGCGCGGAGCCCUCUCUGCGCCAGAGUUUAUUGUUGCCAUGCACCUGCUCACUUCGACGAACUCCGGUGCCCUCCGCUCGCUUCCCAAUGUCCUGCCACCCGCUAUUCUCGAGGUCGCUGCUGGCCGUUCACCCGCGAGACAGUCACCGCGUACUAGCAGCGCUGCGCUUCCCCGUCAGCUCACCGGGCAACUCACCGGGCAGCAGCCGCGUACGGGAAGCCCUCUUGGACCGGCUCCCCAAGUAGCUGGCGAUUGGCUUGUUACCCCGGCCGAUAAGGCGAGAUUUGACCAGCUAUAUGCAACUCUCGACAAGACAGGUGUUGGCUACAUUACUGGCGAGGAGGCUGUUCCCUUUCUCAGCCAGUCCAACCUCUCUGAAGAUGCAUUGGCCCAGGUCUGGGAUCUGGCAGAUAUCAAUUCACAAGGUCACUUGACUCGCGAUGAGUUUGCUGUUGCCAUGUACCUCAUCAGACAGCAGAGACUCAACCCCUCUACGCCACUUCCUGCUACGCUACCCCCUAAAUUGAUCCCCCCGAGUAUGCGUAGCCAGGCGCGCCAGUCCGCCGCCGGCUCGCCCUUCGACCCGCCGCCCAUGGUCAAGCCUCCUCCGCCGCAGCCGAAAUCUGCCAUGGACGACCUCUUUGGUCUCGACACUGCCCCCAUACCGCCGCCUCCCGCUCCCCGACAAGACCCCAUGUCCACUGGCGGCUCUGGGACCGACCCUUUCGCUGGUGGUUCCGCUAAUGCUGGCCCGUCCUCACCCCUCGGCAACACCUUCAAGCCAUUUGUGCCAAGCUCGUCUUUUGGCAGAGGUUUAACCACGCAUAACACUGGCUCGCCCGUCACCUCUCAGACCCCGAUAUCGGAGGACCUCCUAGCUGAUAACAACCCCGAAGAAAGCAGCAAGAUUACCGGUGAAAGCACCGAGCUUGCGAACCUCUCUAACCAGAUCAGUACGCUUUCCACGCAAAUGCAGGAGACGCAAUCCAAGCGCACAGCAACUCAAAACGACCUGAAUCAAACAAACACCCAGAAACAAAACUUUCAACAAAGACUUUCUCAGUUACGCACGCUUUACGAAAAGGAAGCCCAAGAUGCACGCGCGCUGGAGGAGCAGCUGCGAGCUUCCAGAGCUGAGACACAGAAGUUGCAAGGCGAAUGCAUGGCCCUCGAGGGUAACCUGUCUGAUGCCCAGGCCGAGCGUCAGAACAUUUUGACUCAGCUGCAGUCCUAUCAGCAUGAGAACACCACCCUUCGUGAGCGAAUUCGGGUAGCCAAUGCUGAGCUAACGCAGCUAAAACCCCAAAUUGAAAAGCUAAAAAUGGAAGCCCGCCAGCAGAAGGGACUGGUCGCCAUCAACAAGAAGCAACUUUUGACUACGGAGGGCGAGCGCGAUAAGCUCAAGACGGAAGCGGCAGAGCUCGGCAAACCGCCGAGCGAGGAAACAUCUCGUAGAGCAGAGCCUAGCUCCGCUAUCGAUCCUCCUGGUGGCGGAAUCACCAGCCCUGCGCUCUCGACAGCGAGUGGAAACAACCCUUUUUUCAAGCGCACUGCUAGUUCCGACAUGAUGGGCGUUUUCUCAACCCCGUCCGGCACGGAUGAAAUAUUUGGCCCCUCUGCCGGUGCUUCCGGACAGGGCCCGGCUCCAUUCCGACCGCAGACCACCGGAAACUCGUCUACGAGUGCUGGAUCUUUCAUCACUCCGCCCAGUGGGACACCAGUCCUGAGCCGACAGACUACUCUCCGCGUCGACAACCCCCCACCUCCUCCAGAGUCACGGCAAAUUAGCUCCAGCCUCCUGCCUUUAGGUGGCCCAGCCGAGUCUGUAUCCUCUUCUCGUCAUGUGUCCCCGCCGGCUUCGCGUGCUGGUGGCUCGGUUACCGAUGGGCCCAGUGUUGUCAGCCAGUCAAGUGAAGAGGCGAGUAAAGAAGAGGAGGUGAAGACUCCUACGGCGGACGAUGGCAAGGCUGUGGCAAGCCCCGGCAAGGACAAGUCAGCACCGUUUAGCGACGACCAGGAAAAGGCAAAGGCUGACUUUGAUAAUGCUUUCGCGGCCUUUACUUCUACCAAAACUGCUGUUCAUACGGACACUGCAACGCCCAAGGCCAAGUCGGCAUUCGACACUGAAUUUCCCCCAAUCUCCGAGAUUGAGCGCGAUGAUGAGUCUGACUCCGAAAGCGAGCAGGGCGGAUUCGAUGACGACUUCGCCCCCACUUCCCCGGGGAAGAACAAAACUGCUCAAAAGGCCGCUGUCCCCGUCGCCGAACAGAACGAAAAGCCUGCUGAAGCUCCAAAGGAAGAGAAGCCCAUCGCGCCGGCUACCGUCACCGCCCCCACGGCUGUUCAAGAAUCAUCCGUGGACGACAUCUUUGGUCCGUCUGCUCCGACUGCCAACGCCACGGCUCCCGCUCCUGCUGUGCCACCCAAGGUUGGCGCAUUCGACGACUUGGAUGAUGACUUUGAGGGGCUAGAAGAAGCCAAAGAAGGCUCUGCGGAUGACGACUUUGCCAACAUUUCCCGAUCUGGCUUUGAGGACUACAACGCGGCAUUUGAUAGCCCGCCCUCCAGUCAGCUCAAGAGUGACCAUGGCGCCUUUGGCAACGAAAGCAGCUUUGACUUUAUUCCAUCCAACCCGGCUGGCGCCGACUCGUCCAAGAACGCCGAGUCUCAUGACUGGGAUGCCAUCUUUUCUGGACUUGACUCAGCCGACCCAAUUGGCAGCACGACCGCCGACACCAAGAAGGAUGAGGGCAAGACGACGGACCGCCCUCCAGGGAUCGGCCGCGCUCUCACUGACAAGGGCGAGCACGAUGAUCCGAUCCUGAAGAGCCUGACCGGCAUGGGAUACUCGCGACCUGACUCUGUCGGUGCCCUGGAGAAAUACGACUACGACCUGGAGAGGGCUGCCAACUACCUCGCCAGCAAAUCUUAG